Messenger RNA from Dermatophagoides pteronyssinus (European house dust mite), 2038 nucleotides. RefSeq lists its product as uncharacterized. Gene Ontology annotation, biological process: regulation of transcription by RNA polymerase II. The record is from RefSeq and is a predicted model, not a curated record. Gene Ontology annotation, molecular function: RNA polymerase II cis-regulatory region sequence-specific DNA binding; DNA-binding transcription factor activity, RNA polymerase II-specific. Gene Ontology annotation, cellular component: nucleus; transcription regulator complex. Lineage: Eukaryota; Metazoa; Arthropoda; Arachnida; Sarcoptiformes; Pyroglyphidae.
AAUGGCCGGUUUGGAUCUAAGUGGUCAUCAUCAUAAUAAUAAUAAUGGUACAAUAAAUCAUCACCACCAUCAACAGCAUACAUCAUCAACAACAACAACAACAACAGCAACAAUACCUCAUCAUCCAAUCUCUUCAUUAUCACCCACAGCAUCAUUAUCAUCAUUAUCAUCAUCAUCAUCAAGAUCUUCAAGAUCUUCACCAACGACUAAACAAAAUCAAUUGAACGUAUCAUCAUCAACAACAUUGACCAACAUUAGUGACCAUACUAAUACCGGUAUAAUCAAUACAUCACCAUUGUCAUCAUUAAAUUUUCACUCGACAGGAAUAAUUCCCGGAUUAAUUGCUGGACAUCAUAAUCAUCAACAACUAGAGCAUCUUCAUCAAAAUUCAUUAUCAUCAACAACAGCAGCCAUGCCUAGUUCAUUAUCACCAACAACAAUAUUAUUACCAACAUUAGGUUUUACACAGGAACAGGUUGCCUGUGUUUGUGAAGUGUUACAACAAUCUGGUAAUAUUGAACGUUUAGGUAGAUUUUUAUGGUCAUUACCAUCAUGUGAACCAUUACAUAAAAAUGAAUCCAUUUUAAAAGCUAAAGCAUUGGUUGCAUUCCAUAGAGGAAAUUUUAAGGAAUUAUAUAAAAUUCUUGAAAGUCAUAAUUAUAGUCCUAAUUCACAUCCAAAAUUACAAUCAUUAUGGUUAAAAGCACAUUAUAUUGAAGCUGAACGUGCACGUGGACGACCAUUAGGUGCUGUUGGAAAAUAUCGUAUACGAAGAAAAUUUCCAUUACCCAGAACAAUAUGGGAUGGUGAAGAAACAUCAUAUUGUUUUAAGGAAAAAUCUCGUAAUGUUUUACGGGAAUGGUAUUCACAGAAUCCAUAUCCAUCACCAAGAGAAAAACGUGAUUUAGCUGAAGCUACCGGUUUAACUACAACACAAGUGAGCAAUUGGUUUAAAAAUCGUCGUCAACGUGAUAGAGCAGCCGAAGCUAAAGAUACUAGAGAUUCAAAUGAUAAACAUAAUAAUAUUCAUGGAAAAAAUUCUAUUAAAGUUACGAAUGAUCAUUCAUCAUCACAUUCAGGUAUAGGUGGUAAUUCCAGUGAUGAUGAUGAUGAUGAUGAUUGUGAGUUUGAAGAAGAGGGAAAUUCUAUACGUACUAAUAGUAGUAAUGAAUUAAAUACCACAAAAACAACAUCGACGACAACAACAAUCACAGCUAAUCAAAAUCAAAUAUCAUCAACAUUAUUAAAUCUGAACAAUGGAACAAAUCAUGCUACAUUAUCACCAUCGGAAUCAUCAUCGUUAUCAGCAUUUUCUGCACUAGCCUCACAUUUAAACAAUACUAUUGAUAGUGGUGGUGGCAGUGUUAGUAGUAAUGGUGGUGUUGGUAUUACAUCUUUAACCGGAACAGGAAAUAAUUUCAGUGCAAAUUUAGUCUCAAGUCAAUCAGCUUUAUCGGCAGUUACAUCAAUGCAAUCACAUUCAGUUUCAAUGGCUGGUUAUCCCCAUACAGCAUUCCGUUUUGGUACGCAUCAUCCACAUCCACAUCAUUCAACAACUCAAAGUCAUUUUAGCCCACAUCAUCAUCAUCAUCCAUUACAUCAUGCAGCGGCUGCGGCAGCAGCUGCAGCAGCAGCAGCAACCGGAUCUACUACUGUUGGACAUCCUAAUCAUCAUCAUCAUCAUUUAGCUGAUGUAGCACCAUCCGCUCUAGUCAUGCAUCAUCAUCAUGCAGCAGCAGCCGCAGCAGGUGCUGUAUCAAAUGCGGAAACAAUGUUUCAAUUAAGUUCCGUAUUAUCAUCAUCAGCAGCAGCUGCAUCAUUAGCAGCAAAUCAAUCGGCAUUUGAAAAUUAUAGUAAAUAUGGUGCUGCUAGCAUGGCGGCUGCUGUUGCAGCAUUUAGCGGUGCUUCUCGACCACAAUUUUAAAUUGUUUGAAAUUCCUUAAUUUGAAAUUCUUUUCUUUUUAAUUUUCCUAUACAACAACAACAAGACUUACUACUCAUAUUACUCAUUCAUUCAUUAAUUGAUUUGACUAAUUUU